AUGUCGUUCCUUUCGCAAGUUGGAGCUAAUAGUAUGCUAGUUGAGUUGACCCUUGACCCCAGAUUAAAGUUUUGGGUGCUACUGCCAAUAUCAAUUGUAAUGCUAGUAGUGGGGGUGUUUCGUCAACAGAUAACACAGCUUAUAGGGAAUAAGGUGAAGACAGUAUCAAGGGCUAAGGUAACGGAAAAUCAUUAUAUUAGCAAAGCUCAAGCAUUGCUGGGUAAUGGGUUGAACUUACACGAAGAAUCAUUCAGAGUCAGGCAGGAAUACUUGGCAAAUGUCCUAUCAGAAGGAAAAUACUUGGCCAUGAAAGACCAAUCGAAUGAUGUACAGAACAUUCUAAGUGAUCCAAAUACUAUGGAUACUAUGGUUAAUAUGGCUGUGGGUAACUUUGCCAACUAUAUUCCGCAGACCUUAAUCAUGUGGUGGGUUAACUACUUCUUUGGCGGAUUUGUUUUAAUGAAGCUGCCAUUUCCAUUAACUAUAAGGUUUAAAGAGAUGUUACAAAGUGGUGUAUUGAGUUCCGAUCUUGAUGUUCGCUGGGUUAGCAGUAUAUCAUGGUACUUCAUUUCAAUGUUUGGUUUAGAUCCCCUCUACAAUUUACUCUUUGGCAACACUGAGAUUGAUGAUUUUGAAAUAUCAAUGCAACAACAAUUUGUAGGGUCCGCAAUGCCUGGAGGACCGGCUCCAGAUGUUCUAAUGAAGAACUUUGCUAACGACCUAACUAUUGCACAACAUGAAUCAUGUUUCAAUGGCAUUGAAAAAAGGGUUUUGGCUAUGUAUAGUUAA
Eremothecium sinecaudum is the source of this 789-nucleotide messenger RNA. It is a transcript of the gene EMC3, whose product is annotated as ER membrane complex subunit EMC3. Gene Ontology annotation, cellular component: EMC complex; membrane. Gene Ontology annotation, biological process: protein folding in endoplasmic reticulum. NCBI's taxonomy places the organism in Eukaryota, Fungi, Ascomycota, Saccharomycetes, Saccharomycetales, Saccharomycetaceae. The transcript has a single exon. Bases 1 to 789 code for a protein of 262 amino acids. The record is from RefSeq and is a predicted model, not a curated record.